AUAUGACAGUUGUCUAUGAUAAAGUACUUGUCAAAAUAAGCAAAAUUACAAAUUUGAUUAUAGAAAAAUUGUGAUUAUAAGUUGUCACAAUAUGGAUGAAAUUGAAAAAGAAAAGAUAUCAGCUUUGCCAUCGCAAUUACUAGUCACCGCAAUAUGCCACCCCAUGGAAUAUGCAAAGGUUUUGAUUCAAUUGGGCUACGAACCUUUACCGCCGCGCCGAUCAACUACUCUGUUUGGAAGGCCUGCCAUGAUAUUACCUAAUGUUUUUCAAUACAUCAAGCACAUUAAGAAGUCGGAUGGUUUCUUUGGAUGUUACCGAGGCCUUUCAGCUAGAAUACUUGGUUUGGUCGCCUCCAGUCAGCUGUCCUCUAAGGUAAUUUAUGUUUGCGGCAUUGACUUGCCCGAAAUUAAUGAUCCUCCUAACAUUGUCAAUGACGAUGAGCCUAAAUUUGAAGACUACUUUAAGUUAGCUCGUCGUGAUAUGAUUAUGCACAGUGCCUCUCUUGUAGUUUCCUACCCUUUUCAUGUGGUUACUGUAAGAAUGAUGGCUUCAUUUGUUGGUAAAGAAGAGGACUACAGCUCUUUAAUGGGAGCUAUUGUGUCAAUAUAUAGGGAUGAUGGUAUACUAGGAUUCUUCCAUGGUAUAGUGCCUAAAUUGAUUGGUGAUUUGGUUUGUGUAACCAUAACCGGGGUUCUGGCAUAUUAUGUCAACAAAUAUCUGGUGAAGACUAAGGACCUGAGAUACUAUACUGUACCUCUGCUCACUUUUAUUACAAGUACUAUUACUUAUCCCUUGAUGGUUGUCUCCACUUGCAUGGCUGUAGUGGGCAGCAGUCUUAAGGCUGGAAACCCACCUGUAAUGCCUAAGUAUCCUUCAUGGCAAGCUUGCUGGAAAGAUCUAGUAAGAAAUAAACAGCACAAGCGAGGUUCGUCUUUAAUCUUUAGAUACUACAUAGCUCCAAUUGCAGCAAUGCAAUAAUUAUAAAAUGUGAUUAAAAAUGCAUUUAUCUGUAUUUAUUCGUUGCAUAAGUGUUGUUCCACAUUCACCAAAGUAGAGAUUUUGACUUGUAGACAAAUGUGUACAUUUAUUAAAUGUAAAUAAUUUAGUAUUAAUAAAUGGUGUCUAUGUGGAUUCUUCUUUUUAAUAUGUUGUUGAAGGUGUUAUAAUAUUUCAAU
Molecule: messenger RNA, 1176 nt
Organism: Pieris rapae (cabbage white)
Lineage: Eukaryota; Metazoa; Arthropoda; Insecta; Lepidoptera; Pieridae
Gene: Mtch
Product: mitochondrial carrier homolog 2-like
Exons: 1
Coding region: 92-979 (295 amino acids)
Source: RefSeq, a predicted model, not a curated record